AUGUCAGCGUUAACGUCGAAACUAGUGGAGAUGGCGUGGCAGUACGCGGCCAACCUCAAAGCGCUCUUCACCAUCCCCCCUUUCUCCGAAUCCAUGGCCGGCGUUAUUAUUCUCUUCACCUUCUUAAACAGUAUGGCCACCUCCAUUUGGAUGUUCAAUGCGUGGACUCCGUUUGUGUUUCUGCUCUUUAACGGCAGCAACGUCGCCGUGGGCAUCGUCUCUGGCGUGAACGGGCUGUCGGAGCUCGUCUUUGCCUUGAUCAGCGGCCACGUGGCCGACAAGAUGUGGGGCCCGUCCCGCACCCUCGUCUUCGCGGUGCGCCUCGGCGUGGUCAAUUUGUGCGUUGUGAUGGUGGCGGUCUGGGCCCGCAAGCAGUGGCUGCUGAUCGUAGCGCAGAUGUUUGAGGGCUGUUACAUGGGUUUGAGCUUCACGUGCGUGGAGUCCGUCUUUGCCCAAUGCCUGCGCACCGGCGAGCGGGACCGGCUGUACAGCCUGAAGUUCAGCAUGGAGUCAGCGGGUCCGAUUGUGGGCCUCAUUUCGUCAAUUCUUCUCUACCUCGUGGUGGGUGACCAGUGGACCACUCAGGUACUGCAGAUUGUCAUGACCUGCGGACUGCUGCUCCACCUGGCUUCGAUGUUGAUCUUCUGGCAUCUCUUCAGACCCCUCCCGUCGCACCUGGACGAGCAACGGGAGGCGGCUGCCACCGAUGUCGCCAUCACGGCGUCGGCCGGCGGUGACGGCGCGGCGGGCAAGAGCGACGAGAGCACCCCCUCGCCGUCCUACGACGUGGAGGAGAAGCGGGUGACGGACACGCUGAGCGAGCGGGAGGUGGAGCUGUCUCCCAACGCGCUGUUGCACAACGCGAACACGAAGCUGAUGAACUGUGCCCGCACCUCGAUUAUCCAGAGCACGAUUCAUAUGGCCCCGCCGCCGAUGUUCAAUGCGUACGAGCCGUCGGUGUGCACGGGACACAACGACGACGGCAACGCUGCAGGCGAGGCGAUCGAGCGUGGCAGCACGGCGGCGUACGAGGUGGACAACGAGGCCAGCACGACGUGGAGUGCGACGCAGGGCGGCACCAAACAGAGCCACGGCACGGUGGAUCUGAACAACAUCCCACCCGGGGCUCACGUCGAGUACGUCGACCACGAACUGGAGGAGGCGACCGGUGUGCGCCGCUGUAUUAUGAAGCUGCUGCCGCUUCGCAUCUACCCGGUGGCGGUGGUGGUGUGCGACAUGGUGCUCAUCAUUGGCAGUGGCAUGACGACGCAGUACUUUUCGCUCUUUAUGAUGAAGGUCUAUAACAUCUCGCCUGCCGCCAUCGCCGCGCUGAAUCUGUGCAACUCCUUUGUGAUUGCCUUUAUGGCCAUUGCGAGCGGCAUGAUGGGGAGGCGCUACGGUCGCGUGCGGGCGCUGAUCCCGCCCAAGAUGAUGGGUGCCCUGCUGCUCCUGUACAUGGCACUCUGCCAACGCACCAAGUACGGCCCGCGCUCGUGGAUGUGCGUCGCGUACGUCUUCCGUAACGCGUUCAUGAACUGCUCGGCCGGCCUGUCGCGUGCGCUCUUGAUGGACCUCGUGCCGAAGGAGCGUCACAGCCGCUGGAAUGCGCUAGAGUCGGUGCAGUCGGCUGGCUGGUCUGGCACCGCCAUCCUCGGCGGCGUCAUGGCCGAUCACCUUGGCUACGGCGCGGCCUUUAUCUUCACCUUCUUUUUCCACUUCGUCUCGACGUCUGCGCUGCUGCCGUUUGCGGUGCGCAACGACUCCCGUCUGCCGCAGCCAGUUUUGGUAUACGACACUGUGUGCGCUUCCUCACCGUCGUGCGCGCCGAAUGCCACCGGCAAACGUGACUCCUCUAGCACGUUGGCAUCGAGUGCAAAGGGCCAAGGGGAGGCGGUACAGCAGCAGGUGAUAGUGGCCGAAUUGACGGCUGAAAACGUGCGCAAGAUUGCCUCCUGCGUCUCUCUUAAUCGAGAAGGUGACGCAUAG
Messenger RNA from Leptomonas pyrrhocoris, 1986 nucleotides. RefSeq lists its product as hypothetical. The record is from RefSeq and is a predicted model, not a curated record. Gene Ontology annotation, biological process: transmembrane transport. The transcript has a single exon. The coding region runs from base 1 to 1986 and encodes 661 amino acids. NCBI's taxonomy places the organism in Eukaryota, Euglenozoa, Kinetoplastea, Trypanosomatida, Trypanosomatidae. Gene Ontology annotation, molecular function: transmembrane transporter activity.